Molecule: messenger RNA, 763 nt
Organism: Syzygium oleosum
Lineage: Eukaryota; Viridiplantae; Streptophyta; Magnoliopsida; Myrtales; Myrtaceae
Product: protein NDR1-like
Exons: 1
Coding region: 44-664 (206 amino acids)
Biological process (GO): defense response to other organism
Source: RefSeq, a predicted model, not a curated record
UUUUCUUGGCCUUCUUCGCUGCCGGCGAGCUCCUUCGGUGACCAUGUCGAAGUCCGAAUGGUGUUGCUUUUGCUGCUGUGGCUUAAUCCUCAUUCUCGGCAUCACAGCUGUCUGCCUGUGGAACCCACCGCCCGUGUCCAUGCCCAGUUGCUCUAUCCAGCAAUUCUACCUCCCAGCACUCAACAGAUCUUCGGACACUCCCGCGAACACCACCAUUUUCUUGGACGUGAAGCUGAGCAACGGCAACCACGCGAGGGGCAUUCACUACGACCCCGUGAACCUCACCGUUUAUUACUACAGUGAUACGAAUCAGACCAAGUGGCUCAAGACCAUUCCUGGAUUUUACCAGGGGUAUGGGAAGAAGGCCACGAAGAAUGCAAGUGUGGAGACUUUUGGGGUGAAUUGGACUGAUGUUGUGGCCAAGAACGAGUCUUUGCUCUUUAGGGUGGAUUUGGCCACUGCAUUGAAGUUGAAGACCUUGGUUUCGAAGACCAAGAAGUAUAAGUUAAUGGUGGGUGCUAAUGUGACUCUCAAUGAUGAGGGUGCUAAGAACACCACGAAGGGUAUCGAGCUAAAGUCUGGGGUAUGUAAGAAUUUGGGGGGUUCUAGCUUUUGGCGAGUGGGGAUUUCUGUUGUUGCUUUAGCUUUGAUUUUGCUUGACUAAGGGCUGAGUUGGACUCUUCCUUGUGUGGGGAGGGUUGAGAAUGAGAUUGAUUUUACCGGUAAUAUUUUAUAGUGGGCAGUGCUGGUUAGUGUUUGCAUG